AGCCGCGGGCGACAGCGGCGGCCGGCGGGCAGAGGCCGAGAGGCCUGGCCGGAGGGGAGGCCUGAGGGACGGCAGGCGGAAAGGCGGGCGCCAUGGGGUCGCGGAGGCUCCCCAGCCGUGGCUGGGGUUCCGGGGGACGGUCGGGGGCUGGGGGCGAUGGCGAGGACGAUGGGCCCGUGUGGACCCCCAGCCCCGCCAGCCGCAGCUACCUGCUCAGCGUGCGGCCCGAGACCAGCUUAUCCAGCAACCGGCUGCCUCACCCAAGCUCUGGAAGGAGCACCUUCUGCUCCAUCAUUGCUCAGCUAACAGAGGAGACCCAGCCCCUAUUCGAGACCACGCUCAAGUCCAAGGCUGUGUCCGAGGACAGCGACGUCAGGUUCACCUGCAUUGUCACAGGAUACCCAGAGCCAGAGGUGACCUGGUACAAAGAUGACACAGAGCUGGACCGAUACUGUGGCUUGCCAAAGUACGAGAUCACUCACCAGGGCAACCGCCACACACUGCAGCUAUACAGGUGUCGAGAAGAGGACGCGGCCAUCUACCAGGCCUCUGCCCGGAACACCAAGGGCAUUGUGUCCUGCUCAGGGGUCCUGGAGGUGGGCACCAUGACUGAGUACAAGAUCCACCAGCGCUGGUUUGCCAAGUUGAAGCGCAAGGCUGCAGCAAAGAUGCGUGAGAUCGAGCAGAGCUGGAAGCACGGAAAGGAGGCCGUAGGGGAAGCUGACGUCCUGCGCAAGCUCAGCCCUGACCGCUUCCAGCGAAAGCGGCGGCUGAGCGGGGGACAGGCGCCUGGCCCCCCAGCCCCAGCCAGGGAGGCAGAAGAAGGGUCCCGGACUUGGCAGGAGGGAGACACUGAAUCUGCUCAGCACCCGGACUUGGGCCUGAUCACCAGCUUUGCUCCUGAAGAGAUGCCCACCAACGGGGAGGCAGCCCCCGAGAACGGGGAGGAUGGAGAACAUGGCCUGCUGACCUACAUCUGUGAGGCCAUGGAGCUGCGGCCCCACAGAGCCCCCAAGAAGGAGUCUCGGGCCAAGAAGAAAAAGAAAGAGGAGGAAUCUAAGCAAAGUGUGCGGAAGCCAGAGUUAGAGAAGGCAGUCGGAAGCCACCGCUCUUCAGAAAGCAACACCCCGAGUUCUAACAAGCCUGAUGCCCGGGCCACACAGGGGCCCACGGACGUGGGGCAGGGCCACAGCCAGCCUAGAGGCAGGGCCUCACGUGGCCCUGGGCCCUCCAGGGUGGAUAACACCGGAAAACCAGCCUCUGCCAUGGGGACUAAUGACAAGGCCCAGGAUAGCUCUGCCCCAGGCCCUACCCAGGAAGUAUAUUUCUCCCUGAAGGACAUGUACAUGGAAAGCACCCGGGCAGCCAGGCCUCAGGGCGAGGAGGGGUCGCAGACCCCAAGUGUCAGGGUAUCUGGAGAGAACCUCUCAGGGCAGCUGUCCAUUGAGGCUGGAGGGGAGAGGGUGCCUGCUGCUCCUGGCCAGUCCCUGCCCUCCUUGGCCCCACAGCCAACUAGGCCCGUUAACAGGAAGAGAUUUGCCCCUCCAAAGCCCAGAGCGGAGCCCACUGCUGACAGCAAGCCUGUUUCUCCCUUGAGUCAAACUCCAGAGCAUGGGGCCCAGAGCUUAGGGAAGGCCCCUGCCCAGGGCUCUGCUCAGGUGCCUACACCCCCUGCCCGGCGGAGACACAGCACCCGCGACAGCCCCUUGCAGGGGCGAGCCGUCCACAGGACUCCGGGAGAGGUCCCGGAGUCCCAGGCAACCACAACUGCAGCCACCCUGGCCGGCGGCAGCUCUGGUGUCACCUCCAUUGGUGGUGGUGGCACCUCCAGAAGCCAUGACGUCAUCGAGCCCAUGGACACAGACACCCAGGCUGGGGGGCCAUCAUCUGCUGACCAGAGAGCCGGAGGCGAGCAGGAUCAGCAGUUGAGGGGAGAGAUGCAGGUGGAGGGGAGGCCUUGGGCUGACGGGGCACAGAGAAGCCAGAGGACACAGGCAGAGGGGGAGAUGCAGGUGGAAGUUGUAACCCAAGAAAGUGCGAGGCCACAGUCAGUCGAGAGCUCCCAGAGGGGUGUGGUGACACAGGCAGAAAGGACACAGGCUGGUGAGAAGACUCAGGAAGGCACACAGAUGCGGGAAGCAAAGGGGACACAGUCAGGGGGGAGCGCAGCCGCAGCCACGACGGGGCAGCUGGAGCCGCCGUCCGUGACCAGCCUCAGCCCACCGGCCGCAGCCCCUCAGCUCCCAUCUCCGGAAGGGCCGAGGCCUCCUCAGAUCACCGGAGGCUUUGCACAGACCCCAGCAGGGUCUCGUGUCCCAGAGGAACCUGGUUUCCUGCUCAGACCCGAGGAGGCAGCAGUACCGGCCCCAGAGACCCAUAAAGAAACACUUACUCUCCCCGCCCAGCCACCUCCCGGGGGGAGCUUGGAGCAGAAGGGAGGAGAACGAGGGUUCCCCUGCCCCACGGAGGCACAGCCAGGCGGCAUGCUGUGUGUGGACCUGGGGGGCUGCCCUGCAGCUGGCCCGAGCCAGGAGGGGCCCAGUGUGCCUUCUCCUCCGGGGAUGGGCCCCACCAGCAGCCCACGGGAGGGGCUGCCCAGCACCCUGACAGCUCAGCACAGGGGCACAGCUGCCAUCCAGCCCUCUGCAGACCAGGCCUUGCCGAGUUCUGCCCCCACUCUGCACCUGGGGCCGGGGCCCCCUUCCCAGGGUCACCCAUCAGAAACUCUGGGCGCCAGCAGUGAGGGGGCCUGCGCCAAGACACCGCCCGGGGAAGGGGGGACCUCAGGGCCCCGCAGCUGUGACCCUGGCCUCAUCGACUCCCUGAAGAACUACUUGCUUCUGCUGCUGAAGCUGUCCAGCGCCCAGACGAGCGGGGCCGGGGCAGAGGCUCAGGAGGGCACCGCGGCGGGCGGUCUGGCCGCCCCGUCCACUCUGGCCCCCACCGUGGAAGUGGCUGGGCUGAGCCCGCGGACAUCGAGGCGCAUCCUGGAGCGCGUGGAGAACGACCACCUGGUGCAGAGCGCGCAGACCCUGCUGCUGAGCCCCUGCACCUCCCGCCGCCUCACCGGCCUCCUGGACCGCGAGGUGCAGGCUGGCCAGCGGGCCCUGGCUGCGGCCCAGGGCUCCCGCGGCCCAGGCCCCAGCCCGCUCACUGUCCCCGCCAUCGUGGUAGGUGAGGAGGAGGGCACCCGGCUGGCCUCCGAAGGACCCAGCGAGGGGGAGGGAGAGCUGUCCCCUGAGGGGCCUGGUGGGCCCCUGGGGCAGGCAGCCUCUGGGCAGGGACUGCUCUCGGCAGGGGGCGGGGCCCAGGAGCCCUUCCAAGAGGACGAGGUCCCAGGGGAGGCUCUGACAGACCUGCCCGCAGCUACCCCUGAGGAGCUGGCGCUGGGGGCCCGGAGGAAGAGGUUUCUCCCGAAGGUCAGAGCAGCAGGAGACGGGGAGGCAGCCAAGCCUGAAGAGAGAGAGAGCCCCACAGUUUCCCCACGGGGAUCCCGGAAGAGCCUGGCACCUGGGUCCCCGGGGACUCCGGGGCGGGAGAGGCGCUCUCCUACCCAGGGCAGAAGGGCGGCCAUGCUGGAGGUGCCACGGGCAGAGGAGGAGCCGGCCCUGGGCUCCGGCCCCAAGGCCAGUGGUGCGGACACAGAGCUGGGCCCGGAUGAAGGCCGGCAGGAAUCUCUGGCCAAGCCCAGGAAAGCCCAAGACCAGCUCAAAGCCCCCCAGGUGAUCCGGAAGAUCCGGGUGGAGCAGUUUCCGGAUGCCUCCGGCAGCCUGAAGCUCUGGUGCCAGUUUUUCAACAUCCUCAGUGACUCGGUCUUGACAUGGGCCAAGGACCAGCGCCCAGUGGGUGAGGUGGGCAGGAGUGCCGGGGAUGAGGGGCCGGCGGCCCUGGCCAUCGUGCAGGCGUCCCCUGUGGACUGCGGUGUGUACCGAUGCACCAUCCAGAACGAGCACGGCUCGGCCUCCACUGACUUCUGCCUCAGCCCCGAGGUGCUGUCUGGAUUCAUCUCCCGAGAAGAAGGUGAAGUUGGCGAGGAGAUUGAGAUGACGCCCAUGGUGUUUGCUAAGGGUCUGGCUGACUCCGGCUGUUGGGGGGACAAGCUCUUUGGAAGACUGGUGAGCGAGGAGCUCCGAGGGCAUGGACGUGGGUGUGGCCUUCGGAAGGCCUCCCAGGCCAAGGUCAUCUACGGGCUGGACCCCCUCUUCGAGUCGGGCCGCACGUGCAUCAUCAAGGUGUCCAGCCUGCUUGUGUUUGGGCCCAGCAGUGAGACUUCUCUCCUGGGAAGAAACUACGACGUCACCAUCCAGGGGUGCAAGAUCCAGAACAUGAGCCGGGAGUACUGCAAGAUCUUUGCAGCUGAAGCCCGGGCCGCGCCUGGCUUCGGAGAGGUGCCUGAGAUCAUCCCCCUGUAUCUGAUCUACCGGCCUGCAAACAGUAUCCCGUACGCCACCCUGGAGGAGGACUUGGGCAAGCCCCUGGAGUCCUACUGCUCCCGGGAAUGGGGCUGCGCGGGGCCUCCCGCGGCCUCCGGCGUCUCUGAGGCCGUGCAGAAGUGCCAGGCCUUCCAGCACUGGCUGUAUCAGUGGACAAAUGGCAGCUUCCUGGUCACAGACCUGGCAGGCGUGGACUGGAAGAUGACUGACGUGCAGAUCGCCACGAAGCUGCGAGGAUACCAAGGCCUCAAGGAGAGCUGCUGCCCGGCCCUGCUGGACCAGUUUGCCUCCUCCCACCAGUGCAACACCUACUGCGAGACGCUCGGCCUCAAACCCCUCAAGGGCCCCGAGGCCCACCCUCAAGCCAAGGCCAAAGGCUCCAAGAGUCCAUCUGCUGGCAGGAAGGGCCCCCAGCUGAGUCCUCAGCCCCAGAGGAAAGGCCCCCCUAGUCCCCAGGGCGCCCGCAAGGGUGCCCCAAGCUCCAAGGCCACCCUGCAGGCCUCAGAGGCAGCUGCCGCCCAGUUAUUGGGAGAGCCUCCCGCUCAAGAGGGGGGCUCCAAGGCCCAGGGCAUGCGGUAGCCCCACCAGGAGGCUGGGGGCCUCCACCCAGCAGCACACCAACCAGGAAGCAGCUUGAACCGGAUGGAAACUUUCUCAGUACGGAACUAACCAGAGCAGGAGCACCGCGAGGCCCCGCUCAGGGCCUCCCUGGGCAGCCUCUCCUCACUCAGCUCCUCGUCAGGCGACCUCGGUGCAUGGCACACAGCCCCCUGGCCUCUGCCAGUGCCAUCGUCACUCAGGGCUCCCAGGCCUCAAGCGCCACCCCUCCCCCCGCCAAGUGCCUGGUGGCCGGGGCCCUCCUUGAAGUUUAAGUUUACAGUCACCACUGCUGGAGGCUCCCGAGUCCUCUGCAUGAGUGCUCAGCCCACCCUCGCCCCAGCCCAGCCCUGCAGCCGGCACGGCCCCUCGGGCCCCGCGCCGCCCUGACCGCUCUCUGUCCUCAGGGCCCAGGCCUCCUCUGCUGGGUCUGGCCUGCUGACUCUCAGGGUGUCUCCUCAUGGCUACUUGGUCUAAUUCAUUCUGGCUUCUCCUGCACUAACCUGCCCCUCAGCCCAGGUGGGCCUCAGGACCCUGGCGCGCGCGUGAUCUUGGAUGAUGUGUGUUCCUGCCCCUCCUUCCCCGUCACUCGGCACGUGCUCGCCUGCUCCCCAUGCUCCCCCCAACACACACACACACACACACACACACACAGCUCGGACCCCAGCUGCAGCCUGCCACCUGCCCUCACCAGCUCUUUGCUUGUCUUUUUGCCCAAGGCCUCCCCUGACCCUGACCCUGACCCCAGCCCCACCCACCACCACCCAGGUGAGGAACAGAGCCCCGGCCUCUCCUCGUAUCUGAGCAUGCUCUUGCCCGCUUCUUCUGGGCCCUCUGCUCGGCAGCUGAGAGCUGGCCUGAAGCUCACGUCGGCAGCUGUGGCCGGGAGGUAGCUGUGCCCAUAGUGGAGGUGGUGGGGUCCCAGGACAUUCAUAUCCCUCUCAACCAGGGCUGAAGGCCUGGGGCUCUCCCCAUGGGCAGGGCGUAUGGGUGCUCGGAGGGAACAACCCAUCCGUGCACUAGGGUGCCAGGCCCCCUCUGUGCCCGCCCCAGCUGUCAGCUCUCAAUCUUGGGGGCCCAGCUCUGAACCGUCACGGAUAGGGGCUCCCAAGGAAUUCUGCUCUGGGUCCCGAGCACACUCCUGGGGUCCUGGGGCGGGGUCGAUCCUGAGCUAGCCUGCAAUAAAGCAGCGACUGCGCAUCUGCUUCCUC
Oryctolagus cuniculus (rabbit) is the source of this 6241-nucleotide messenger RNA. It is a transcript of the gene ALPK3, whose product is annotated as alpha kinase 3. Gene Ontology annotation, biological process: protein phosphorylation; cardiac muscle cell development. NCBI's taxonomy places the organism in Eukaryota, Metazoa, Chordata, Mammalia, Lagomorpha, Leporidae. Gene Ontology annotation, molecular function: ATP binding; protein serine/threonine kinase activity. The record is from RefSeq and is a predicted model, not a curated record. Gene Ontology annotation, cellular component: nucleus.